This is a messenger RNA of Cryptomeria japonica (Japanese cedar), 519 nucleotides long. Its product is annotated as brassinosteroid-responsive RING protein 1-like. NCBI's taxonomy places the organism in Eukaryota, Viridiplantae, Streptophyta, Pinopsida, Cupressales, Cupressaceae. Gene Ontology annotation, biological process: protein ubiquitination. The transcript has a single exon. Gene Ontology annotation, molecular function: ubiquitin protein ligase activity. The record is from RefSeq and is a predicted model, not a curated record. Bases 1 to 519 code for a protein of 172 amino acids.
AUGGGAUUUUCUGCAGGCCACCUUGGUUUUCUUAUUGGAAGAUUGCUGCGUAGCUUAGCAUUUGUGUUUGCUUGUACAGACAGUGCAAUGUGCUAUCUUCUUUAUUUUGUUGGGCUUAGCGAUCCACUACGCUAUGAAAGAAAUGGGCAGAGAGAAUUCCAAGAAAUCCCUUCUGCCCUUUCGUUGCCAUCAGAUGGUGACAUGGUUAGAAAUAAAUUGCCUGUCAUCAAAUUUCAGAGUUUUGCAGACAGUUGUAGUGAGAUAGAUGAGGAAGUUAUGUGUGCUGUUUGCUUGAGCUCGUUGGAGAGAGCUGAUGAAAUUCGGGAGCUUUGUAAUUGCUCUCACAUAUUUCAUAGGAAUUGUUUGGAUAAGUGGAUUGAUCACCUUCAGCUUACAUGCCCUCUCCGCAGAUGUCCUCUGAUUGUACAAACAGAAAUACUUCAUCAAAGCCAAGAUCGCAGCGAUAAAGAUUGGAUCUCCUUUCUAUUCGAAUCUGGAGAUUUGGUCAAUUCAUAUUAG